This is a messenger RNA of Pyricularia oryzae 70-15, 1430 nucleotides long. Its product is annotated as glucosamine-6-phosphate isomerase. The transcript is spliced from 3 exons. Gene Ontology annotation, cellular component: cytoplasm. Lineage: Eukaryota; Fungi; Ascomycota; Sordariomycetes; Magnaporthales; Pyriculariaceae. Gene Ontology annotation, biological process: D-glucosamine catabolic process; N-acetylneuraminate catabolic process; carbohydrate metabolic process. The coding region runs from base 25 to 1143 and encodes 372 amino acids. The record is from RefSeq and is a predicted model, not a curated record. Gene Ontology annotation, molecular function: identical protein binding; glucosamine-6-phosphate deaminase activity.
UUCCUUGAUUCCCACACAGGCAAAAUGAGGCUCAUCAUCAGAGAUGACGACGAGCAAGCCAGCCGUUAUGUGGCAAACUACAUCGUUGAACGGAUCAACCACUUCCAACCCACAGCAGCACACCCGUUUGUGCUCGGCCUCCCGACAGGGUCCAGUCCGUUGGGUAUCUACAGAAUACUAGUGGAGAAGUACAAAGCCGGGGAGAUCUCAUUCGAAAAUGUCGUCACGUUCAACAUGGAUGAGUACAUCGGGAUCCCUCGGGACCACCCCGAGAGCUACCACUCCUUCAUGUGGAAGCAUUUCUUUUCACACGUUAACGUCAACCCGGCCAACGUCCACAUCUUGGACGGCAAUGCGCCAAACCUCGAGGCCGAGUGCGUUGCCUACGAGGAGUCCAUCCGCCGAGCUGGCGGCAUCGACCUCUUCCUGGCCGGCAUCGGCGAGGAUGGCCACAUCGCCUUCAACGAGCCGGGCUCCUCGCUAGCGUCUCGCACGCGGGUCAAGACGCUUGCGUACGACACCAUCCUGGCCAACUCGCGCUUCUUCGGCAACGACAUGGAAAAGGUCCCCAAGAUGGCCUUGACCGUGGGCGUGCAGACAGUGCUCGAGGCUCGCGAGGUGGUCGUCAUAAUCCUGGGCGCACGCAAGGCCUUGGCGCUGCAGAGGUGCCUCGAGCAGGGGGUCAACCACAUGUGGACUCUGUCGAGCCUGCAGCUGCACCCUCACCCAAUGAUAGUGUGCGACGAGGAUGCUACCCUGGAACUGCAGGUAAAAACAGUCAAGUACUUCAAGAGCAUCGAGCAGGUGGCAAAGACGCAAGGGUUCGAACAGAUACUCCCCUCCAAGAUGCGCACAGGCACCGUCCCCAUCGCACCCCGUGUCGUUUUGGACGAGGAGGUGCAGGCACCGACCGUGCACGCACCAAAGCCCGUGACCUCGUCACUCCUGCACGCGCUGACGCCUGCUGCCGAGUAUCCCGUGCGGUCCGUCUCGCCGGACCUGGUUCCUGACCGCAUGGGUUCCCGCAUCCCGGGCGACUCGGAAGCCGCUUUCCACAGGCGGUUGACGCCCAACCCGGAACAGCAGGAUCUUCAUAAGCAAAAGUUGAGUCACGCGUUUGUCUCGACCCAGCUUGUGGCUUGAUUGGGGGGAAGCUGCUGCCUAGGUAUUAUUCUGGCAUUUGUUGGUGCGUUUGAGUAUGCGAUCACAGGUAUACAAAAAGACCAUCAUCAUUGUCAAGGUGAAAACGAGGGAUGUUGUCAGAUUGUCUGUACAUUAAUUAGGCAAGUUUGAUCACUGCGUGUCUGUGGUUUUAUACCGAGAUCAGCACUAGCAAAGUCCAAACAUGUAGUCAGGCCUAGAUAGCAGUGUCAUGUACAAACUAGACUGUAUAUAAUCAUUAGCGUGACGCAAGCUUACUUGAAAACCAC